Messenger RNA from Pungitius pungitius (ninespine stickleback), 1096 nucleotides. RefSeq names its product muscle-specific beta 1 integrin binding protein 2 (gene mibp2). Gene Ontology annotation, molecular function: ribosylnicotinamide kinase activity. Bases 261 to 875 code for a protein of 204 amino acids. NCBI's taxonomy places the organism in Eukaryota, Metazoa, Chordata, Actinopteri, Perciformes, Gasterosteidae. Gene Ontology annotation, cellular component: cytoplasm. The transcript is spliced from 8 exons. The record is from RefSeq and is a predicted model, not a curated record.
CCUCGGCAUGUGUACAAGCUGCAAUAAGCCACCGGCCCUCUCUCGGCGGAAGACCGCGUCCCAGCGACACCUCGUCUCUGCUCUCGCCUUACUCACUUAAUUUAAGUGCCAUGGAGGAAUUAAGUAGUUGACGUUUCCUGUAACCUUCUCUUUUUAAGCUUUCUUCCCGUCUGAUCAUCGUAUUCUUGAACCGGUUUUUAUUGACGUUUUUUGGACUCUCAACACACUUCUCGUGCCCACCUCUUUGACCAUCUGAAAUCAUGAAGUACAUCAUCGGCAUCGGCGGCGUAACCAACGGAGGGAAAACCACCCUCACGAACAGGCUGAUCAAGAACCUGCCCAACUGUUGUGUUGUGCACCAGGAUGACUUCUUCAAGCCCCAAGAUCAGAUUGAAGUUGGUGAAGAUGGCUUUAAGCAGUACGAUGUCAUUUCUGCCCUGGACAUGGACGCCAUGAUGUGUACCAUCAAUGCAUGGUUGGACAACCCGGUGAAGUUUGAGAAGUCUCAUGGCGUCAAUAACACCCUGGAUGCUGAGAUUGUCCCGAAGUCUGACAGUGGGGACGAGGAGACUCACAUCCUUAUUGUUGAGGGCUUUCUGCUUUACACCUACGGACCUUUGAUCGACGUGCUCAACCAACGUUACUUUAUUUCCAUCCCGUACGAAGAAUGCAAAAAGAGGAGGUGCUCAAGGAACUACUCUGUGCCAGACCCCCCCGGCCUGUUCGAGGGCCACGUCUGGCCCAUGUAUUUGAAACACAAGAACAUCAUGGAGUCAUCAGAUGUCGACGUCUUGCAGCUUGAUGGAACCAAGUCAAAGGAACAGCUGUUCAACUUUGUCUACGGCGACAUCCUGAACAACAUGCAGUCUUUUUAACAAAGCUCAAAGGAGGACGUACUCGGCCUGCAAGCAGGACACCGCCUUGCCUCAAGUUUCUACCUGGCAGCUCAUCCAGCUGACUGCCACGAUUUAAAAAAAAACAAACUGAUGGUAUCAAAUGCUGGCUUGUUUAUAUCAACUAUAUUUAUUGCUUUUGUUAUAGCAAACACUCGAACGAGUUGAAAUGUCAAUCUGUCAAUAAAUAGUUGUCCUGCCAA